AUGUCUUCCUGUGUGCCAGCACCUCAUCGCGCUGCCGGGCACAAAGUCAUGGCUUCCGUCCGUAAAUCACCCUCCAACGAAGGCUUCCACCAUCUAGGCAUCGAUGGCGUGCUCAGAUCAUUCAACUCGAAACGGGAAGUCGUGGACUACAAUCAACUCAGUCCUGAAGAGGUCAAUGAUGUGGUCAGAGGUUUCAAGGGCUUGCUUGAUGAUGAGAAAUUCGCAGAGAUGGAGCAGAAGUUCAAGGGUGUUGACGGGAGGAAAGUUACAAAUGAGGAGGAUUUGUUGCGUCCAGGACCUGGUGUAAGACCUCAGACUCCACAAGCCUAA
Messenger RNA from Aureobasidium subglaciale EXF-2481, 330 nucleotides. RefSeq lists its product as uncharacterized. The record is from RefSeq and is a predicted model, not a curated record. NCBI's taxonomy places the organism in Eukaryota, Fungi, Ascomycota, Dothideomycetes, Dothideales, Saccotheciaceae. The transcript has 2 exons. Bases 1 to 330 code for a protein of 109 amino acids.